Molecule: messenger RNA, 1038 nt
Organism: Exophiala bonariae
Lineage: Eukaryota; Fungi; Ascomycota; Eurotiomycetes; Chaetothyriales; Herpotrichiellaceae
Product: Vacuolar protease A
Exons: 3
Coding region: 1-1038 (345 amino acids)
Biological process (GO): proteolysis
Cellular component (GO): fungal-type vacuole
Molecular function (GO): aspartic-type endopeptidase activity
Source: RefSeq, a predicted model, not a curated record
AUGGGUGGUGCAUCGGAAGAUAUCUUCAGACAUACCUCAAUUGAUCUUGAGAAGGGGCCCCAUGAUGUUCCCGUUGAAAACUUCUUGAAUGCACAAUACUUCAGCACGAUCGCCAUCGGAACGCCACCCCAAGAAUUCAAGGUCGUCCUUGAUACUGGCAGUUCCAACCUCUGGGUUCCAAGCUCAGAGUGUGGCUCAAUCGCCUGCUACCUGCAUCAGAAGUAUGACUCAUCUUCAUCUUCAACCUACAAGAAGAAUGGAUCAGAAUUUGGCAUUCGCUAUGGAUCUGGUGAAGUGUCUGGUUUCAUCUCCAAAGACGUUCUCCGUAUUGGAGACUUGAAGAUCAAGGACCAGCUUUUCGGAGAAACGACCAACGAACCUGGACUUGCCUUUGCCUUUGGUCGUUUUGACGGUAUCCUUGGACUGGGUUAUGAUACCAUUUCAGUCAAUCAUAUCCCUCCCCCAUUCUACAACAUGGUCGAUCAAGGACUCCUCGACGAACCAGUCUUUGCCUUCUACCUCGGAAACACCGAUGACGGAACCGAGUCAGAGGCCACCUUUGGUGGAAUUGACAGUUCCCACUACACUGGCAAGCUGGUCAAGAUUCCCCUCCGUCGCAAGGCUUAUUGGGAGGUAAAUCUCGACUCAAUCACCUUCGGCAAGGAAACCGCGGAUCUCGAUAACACCGGUGUGAUCCUUGAUACUGGCACCUCGUUAAUUGCCCUUCCAUCCACUCUAGCUGAGUUGCUCAACAAGGAAAUUGGAGCCAAGAAGGGAUUCAAUGGCCAAUACACAGUCGAAUGUGACAAGCGUGACUCUCUUCCUGACAUCAGCUUUUCUCUCAGCGGAUACGACUUUGAGAUCACAGCAUAUGACUAUAUUCUGGAGGUUCAAGGCUCAUGCAUUUCUAGCUUCAUGGGCAUGGAUUUCCCAGCUCCCACAGGGCCCCUUGCUAUCCUUGGUGAUAGCUUCUUGCGAAAAUGGUACAGUGUCUAUGACCUCGGCAGCAACUCUGUCGCUUUGGCCAAAGCCAAAUAG